GGGGCUUGUCUAUCUCUCUGUGUCGGCAGUGACUCACGCGGCCAUCCACCGCGAGGGGGAGCUGCUCCACAGGUGGCCGCUCCGCCUGCUUCCUCCCUCUGUGGUUUCAUCACAUGGACCCUGAGAGGAGCCUGCAAGAUCAGCAGACAUUGACCGCACAGACGCUGCCAUGUUUGAGACGUGUGACUGGAACGAUGAGGGUGAAGGUCUGAUCCCGAGUCCGGCUGAAAACGAUGAAAAGUCCAGUGCUCAGGAGAAGGGAACGUCAAGCAGAAAGAAGCGGCUGAAGAGAAACCGUCAGCUCCAGGAGGUCCUGCGCAGCCUCAAUACCCCCAGUACUCUGUACCCCGACCUCCCGCCAGCCCCGGACACCACAACUGCCAAGAGGCGGAAGAAACCUGCACCAGGUAUAACGAGUAUAGUAGGACACCUCCCUGAAGUUGACCCCAGGGCUGAGGAACCCCCGCAAGCUGAAGAAGAGCACCCCUCACAGUCUGAAGAGAGGCUGAGCCGCCGGCAGUGGAGGAACAAGCUGAAGAAUAAGAAGAAGAGUCGGAACAAGUUCAAGGUUGACUCUGGGAUUUCGGGGCAAAGAGCCGCAGAGAAGAGGGACACGGCCAGAGAUGAGGGAGCAGGGGCCACAGCAGCUCCAGGAGAGGCCCCACGAAAUCGGAGAGACAGAAGAAAACUAAAGUCCCAGAAAUCCCAAGGGAAGCAGAAUGGAAAUGUCCUGGUAGAUCGAGCAGAGCAGACCCAACCACCGCCGGGGAGCUCUGCAUGGAAACAGCCAAAGGCCGAGCAUCUCCGAGCAGCUGAGCCAAGGACAUCGGCAUAUGGUGAGGGUGACCGGGUGACCCCUCAGGAGAGAGCCAGGCUGAGGAAACUGAAGAAGGUGAUGCAGUGCCAGGCUGGAAGCAAGGCAACAGAGAUCGCCGGUGAGGAGGACCCCCAAAAAGCCUUCAAAGAAGCCGAGCAGCCACCAGAGGCUGAUAACAGCGAUGCCAGGCAGGACCGAUCAGCAGAGCUGCGCUCUCGUAUGGAGCAGAGACUGAAAUCUGCACGCUUCCGCUACAUCAACCAGCAGCUGUACACGUCAGACAGUCAGGAUGCCCUCAACCUCUUCCAGCAAGACCCCGAUGCCUUCACCUGCUACCACACUGGCUUCUCCCAGCAGGUCCAGCGAUGGCCAGUCAACCCCAUUACCGAGAUCAUCAAGUACAUCAAGAACAGGCCGUCCUCUCUGGUGGUCGCUGAUUUCGGCUGUGGAGACGCCCUCCUGGCACGCAGCGUUCGGAACAAGGUCCAUUCCUUUGACCUGGUGGCCCUGAACGAUCAUGUGACGGUGUGUGACAUGGCCAAGGUGCCUCUCGAGGGCAGCUCGGUUGAUGUCGCCGUCUUCUGUCUGUCUCUGAUGGGGAAGAAUCUCAGUGAUUUUCUGCAGGAGGCGAAUCGCAUCUUAAAGCCGGGUGGGGUGUUACUUGUUGCCGAGGUGAGCAGUCGUUUUGAUGACAUCAGGCCGUUCCUCAACGCAAUGUCACAGUUGGGCUUCAAGAGCAUCAAUAAAAACACAGAAAACUCGUAUUUCUUCCUCUUUGAAUUCAGCAAGACGGGAGGUGCGCGAGAUGCCUCCAAACAUCUAGGCCUGCAGCUGAAGCCGUGUCUGUACAAGAAGAGAUGAGGGCCCGGGGCCCCCCCGGACAUCACAUGAGCACUGACUCCUGUACAAAUACAUUGUGUUUUGGAAUUUUUACUUCUUUUAAGUAUGGAUGCCUCAUGCAGCUUUCUGAUCCUCGGGUGCCUCGCGCCUCGUUGAGCUGUCUGACUUAUGGUUGCUUUGCUUCUGGGGGUAAGCAUCUACUUUAUAGUUACCCCUCAUUAAAUCAUGAAGCAGUGAAGUGGGCAAAAUCCACGGCAAUUCACAGUAAAGCAUGAGCCACCCGCCGGUCACUAUUACAUACCUGACGAGGAGUUGUCCCAUACCUUUUACCUGCCGGUCACUAUUACAUACCUGACGAGGAGUUGUCCCGUACCUCAGCCACCCGCCAUUCACUAUUACAUACCUGACGAGGAGUUGUCCCGUACCUCAGCAACCCGCCGGUCACUAUUACAUACCCGACGAUGAGUUGUCCCGUACCUCAGCCACCCGCCGGUCACUAUUACAUACCCGACGAGGAGUUGUCCCGUACCUCAGCCACCCGCCGGUCACUAUUACAUACCCGACGAGGAGUUGUCCCGUACCUCAGCCACCUGCCGGUCACUAUUACAUACCAGACAAGGAGUUGUCCCGUACCUCAGCCACCCAGCAUUCACGAUUAAAUACCUGACGAGGAGUUGUCCCGUACCUCAGCCACCUGCCGAACACAGUUACAUACCUGACGAGGAGUUGUCCGAUAACCACAGCCACUGGCCGGUCACUAUUACAUACCUGACGAGGAGUUGUCCCGUACCUCAGCCACCCGCCGGACAGGAUUACAUACCUGGCGAGGAGUUGUCCCGUACCUCAGCCACCUGUUGGAUGCUGUUAUAAUGUACAGAGUAUUAUAAUUACAUUUUAUUAAAGUCUUUAUAAUUGUAA
Molecule: messenger RNA, 2575 nt
Organism: Bufo gargarizans (Asiatic toad)
Lineage: Eukaryota; Metazoa; Chordata; Amphibia; Anura; Bufonidae
Gene: RRP8
Product: ribosomal RNA processing 8
Exons: 8
Coding region: 170-1678 (502 amino acids)
Biological process (GO): cellular response to glucose starvation; rDNA heterochromatin formation; regulation of transcription by glucose
Cellular component (GO): rDNA heterochromatin; chromatin silencing complex; nucleolus
Molecular function (GO): methyltransferase activity
Source: RefSeq, a predicted model, not a curated record